Prunus dulcis (almond) is the source of this 2612-nucleotide messenger RNA. RefSeq names its product probable potassium transporter 17. Gene Ontology annotation, cellular component: membrane. The transcript is spliced from 8 exons. Gene Ontology annotation, biological process: potassium ion transmembrane transport. Lineage: Eukaryota; Viridiplantae; Streptophyta; Magnoliopsida; Rosales; Rosaceae. The record is from RefSeq and is a predicted model, not a curated record. Bases 221 to 2419 code for a protein of 732 amino acids. Gene Ontology annotation, molecular function: potassium ion transmembrane transporter activity.
CACAAAGACUCACUCUGCAAAAUCACAAUUGAAUUGAAAAUUUACAGAUUGAAUUAAAGGGGAAGAGGGACGGGAAGGGAAGGCCUUCUUCUUCUUGGACUCGAAGUUAAGACUCAAGAAGAGGCUUAGAGGCUCAGAGGCUCAGAGGUUUAGACUCAACAAGAGAUGUCUCUUGUUGUUGUUGUUGUUUUCCUCGACUUGUGUUAGUGGUGUUGUUUUAAUGGAUCAUCCAACGCAACCAGACUCGCCGCCGGUGACUGAGCAUGAGGUUUUUGUCGUCGUCGGUUCUGCCACCAAUGGUCGUCUCAAUCACUCUCGCACUGUGAACGGCUCUAUUAUUAGUCCAGAUACAGACAACAAUAAUAAGGGGAAGGGUAGGUGGGAGACUCUGAUACUUGCAUACAAGACACUGGGAGUAGUGUUUGGAGGGCUUGUCACAUCCCCACUCUAUGUAUACCCUUCGAUGCACCUCAAGUCUCCAACAGAAGAUGACUAUUUGGGCAUCUAUAGCAUUAUGUUCUGGACUCUCAGUCUCAUUGGGGUUGUCAAGUAUGCCAGCAUUGCUCUCAAAGCCGACGAUCAGGGCGAAGGUGGAACUUUUGCCCUGUAUUCAUCACUUUGCAGGAAUAUGAACAUUGGCAUGCUUACUUCAAGGUCUGCAAAUUCAAGUUCAAGUCUUUCACGCUCUCUCUUGGAUGAAGGCACAGAAAAACAGAGUAGGCUUGCAAAGUUUUUCAGAAAAAGUGUAGUUGCUAGAAGGGUGUUGCUUUUUAUUGCUAUGCUAGGCACGUGCAUGGUUAUUGGAGAUGGUAUUCUUACACCUGCAAUCUCUGUUUUGUCAGCAAUGGAUGGAAUAAGGGCGCCUUUUCCAUCUCUGAGUUCCUCUGUGGUGGAAGCGCUUUCUGCAGUAGUCCUUAUCAUUCUGUUCUUGUUACAAAAGUUUGGUACAUCUCGAGUGAGCUUCCUUUUUUCCCCCAUCAUGGGUGCAUGGACUUUGUGUACCCCACUUGUAGGAAUUUAUAGCAUCAUACAUCAUUAUCCAAGCAUAUUUAAGGCAAUAUCACCACACUAUAUCUUCCGUUUCUUUUGGAGAAAUGGAAGGGAAGGCUGGCUGCUGCUUGGUGGCACUGUCCUUUGCAUCACAGGCUCCGAAGCAUUGUUUGCAGAUCUUGGCCAUUUCAACCGAAGCUCCAUUCAGAUAGCUUUCUUGUUUACAAUCUAUCCAUCUCUGGUUCUGACAUAUGCGGGGCAGACAGCAUACCUGAUCAGGAAUCCAAAUGAUCAUGAUGAUGGAUUCUUUAAGUUUAUACCAAAAACGAUCUACUGGCCUAUCUUUAUCAUAGCCACAUUGGCUGCAACAGUUGCAAGCCAAUCUCUAAUAUCAGCCACUUUUUCUGUCAUCAAGCAAUCUGUAGUACUUGAUUAUUUCCCUCGGGUGAAGGUUGUGCACACAUCUGCUAGCAAAGAAGGCGAGGUUUACUCCCCUGAAGUAAACUACAUCCUCAUGAUUCUCUGUGUUGUUGUCAUACUUGUUUUUGGGGAUGGAAAAGACAUUGGCAACGCAUUUGGUAUUGUUGUCAGUCUAGUCAUGCUUAUCACCACAAUAUUACUGACACUGGUAAUGAUCAUAAUAUGGAGAACACCACCUAUGCUGGUUGCUCUUUACUUCUGUGUAUUCUUUGUCAUGGAAGGUGUUUACGUGAGUGCAGUCUUCACUAAGAUCCCUGAAGGUGGAUGGAUUCCUUUUGCCAUAUCCUUUAUCCUUGCCUUCAUUAUGUUUGGUUGGUUUUAUGGGAGACAGAGAAAAUUAGAAUAUGAGUUGACUCAUAAGAUAACCUUAGACAGACUUGGUGUGCUAUUAUCUGACCCUAGUGUUCAAAGGGUUCCUGGAUUGUGCUUCUUUUACACCAACAUUCAAGAUGGCCUCACUCCGACUCUUGGACACUACAUUAAAAACAUGAAAUCCCUUCACCAGGUCACUAUGUUCACUACGCUUCGAUACCUAUUAGUUCCUAAGGUUGCUCCUCAUGAGAGGAUUGUCGUAAAAAAACUUGGCCUCAAAGGGGUUUAUGGGUGUGUUAUUCAGUACGGCUAUGCAGAUCCCCUAAACCUUGAAGGAGAUGAUUUUGUUAGUCAAGUUACAAAUAGCUUGCAGGCACAUAUACAAAACUGCUCAGGUCUUCCAUCCAAUCCUUCAGAGAUCCAAGAAGAGAUAUCUGAUUUGGAAGAAGCAAGGAGUGCAGGUGUAGUUCAUGUUAGAGGAAAGACAAGGUUUUAUAUUGGCCAUAACUGUGGCUGGUUUGAUAGAAUUAUGCUGGCAUUUUAUGAAGUUCUGCACAGCAACUGUAGGUCGGCUCUGCCUGCUCUAGGGGUGCCUCCGCCUCAGCGGAUUGAGGUCGGAAUGCUUUAUGAGGCUUGAAGGAAGGUUACUAUAUAUAUUGGUAGAAUAUUGAAAUAAGAUGCUACUUAGAUUGGAUAAAGUUUUUUUUGUCUUUUUUUAUUUUUUGGGUCUGCGAUGUGAUAAAGUUCUUUCUCAUGUAGAAGCAAAACUGUUAGGACACGUAAAUAAUUUUGUAACACCCCGAAUCCAAUUAAAUUCCCUACUUAAAUUA